CCUCCUCCCCUGUCGCUGUCGUCCUCCGUCCGGAUCCACUCGCUCCUACGCCUGCGCCUCCCCGCUCCCAACUCGCGUCUCGAUCCCUCCGAUCUCUCUUCUCUCGGGGGAGCAAGGAGGAGGAGGAUGGAAGGCCCGCCCGUCGCGCUGUUCGACAGCCUCAAGGCUGCCAAACCAUUCUUCUUGCUAGCUGGGCCCAACGUGAUUGAAUCGGAGGAGCAUGUCCUGAAGAUGGCCAAACACAUUAAAGGCAUCACAACCAAGCUGGGGAUCCCACUUGUCUUCAAGUCCAGCUUUGAUAAAGCAAAUCGUACAUCAUCAAAAUCUUUCCGUGGCCCUGGUCUGGAAGAAGGCCUAAAGAUCCUUGAAAAGGUGAAAGCAACAUAUGACCUUCCAGUUGUCACUGAUGUGCAUGAAAGCCACCAGUGUGAAGCUGUUGGAAGAGUUGCUGACAUUAUACAAAUUCCAGCUUUCCUCUGUCGCCAGACUGAUCUUCUUGUGGCGGCUGCUAAGACUGGAAAAAUUAUCAAUAUCAAGAAAGGGCAAUUCUGUGCGCCCUCUGUCAUGGUCAACUCUACGGAGAAAAUAAGACUUGCUGGAAAUCCUAAUGUGAUGGUCUGUGAGCGUGGUACCAUGUUUGGCUACAAUGAUCUAAUUGUUGACCCAAGGAAUCUUGAGUGGCUGAGGGAAGCUAACUGCCCAGUUGUAGCUGAUAUAACACAUGCUUUACAACAACCAGCUGGAAGAAAGCUUGAUGGUGGAGGUGUUGCAAGUGGGGGCUUCCGAGAACUAAUACCGUGCAUUGCAAGGACUUCUGUUGCUGUUGGUGUUGAUGGUAUUUUCAUGGAGGUACAUGAUGAUCCCUUGAAAGCGCCAUGUGAUGGCCCAACCCAAUGGCCAUUGCGCAAUUUGGAGGAGCUAUUGGAGGAAUUGAUAGCAAUUGCUCGAGUUACCAAGGGAAAGAAGCCGUUCAAGAUUGAUCUCACUCCGUUCCAGGAAUGAUCUGGUUUGGUAGAUAGAAAGCACAAUGCCACUGCCCAACAGGGUGUAUUUCUCGUUGCUGUACUUAUUACUGCUUCGGCAUUGCUGCCGUGGAUGCUAUCUCUGAGUUGAAGCCUGUGUGCUUGGUUCGUGCUGUUUCAUCAGUUGUACCGUAUUACUUGACAAACAAUAUUAUCGCAAAAUAAAUGUGA
Panicum hallii is the source of this 1193-nucleotide messenger RNA. Its product is annotated as 2-dehydro-3-deoxyphosphooctonate aldolase. Gene Ontology annotation, cellular component: cytosol; cytoplasm. The coding region runs from base 127 to 1002 and encodes 291 amino acids. Gene Ontology annotation, biological process: monosaccharide biosynthetic process. The record is from RefSeq and is a predicted model, not a curated record. NCBI's taxonomy places the organism in Eukaryota, Viridiplantae, Streptophyta, Magnoliopsida, Poales, Poaceae. The transcript is spliced from 14 exons. Gene Ontology annotation, molecular function: 3-deoxy-8-phosphooctulonate synthase activity.